Desarmillaria tabescens is the source of this 1990-nucleotide messenger RNA. RefSeq lists its product as uncharacterized. Gene Ontology annotation, biological process: porphyrin-containing compound biosynthetic process. NCBI's taxonomy places the organism in Eukaryota, Fungi, Basidiomycota, Agaricomycetes, Agaricales, Physalacriaceae. Gene Ontology annotation, molecular function: protoporphyrinogen oxidase activity, oxygen as acceptor. Bases 388 to 1824 code for a protein of 478 amino acids. The record is from RefSeq and is a predicted model, not a curated record. The transcript is spliced from 3 exons.
GCGUUUCACCGCAUCGUCGCAAGCAUUCUUGAGAUCCGUCAAAUUGGAAUUAUUUAUCUUGACUAUCUCGCGGUCUUCCUGGGGUAUGACGAUACUGAGCGGUCCUGUGGGUAUGUCUGGCGACGGUGGCAGCGAUGGGGAGCGAGGUGGACUCGACGACGAUGCCUCCUGGCCAUUUGCUGGUUUCCUUGAGCGAGCCAUUGUGGACGUCGCAGUUGCGUUGUGGCCCGGCAGCGACAAAGAAAUGGAAGGUAGUAAUGAACCGUGUACAAGGGCCUCGACGUGUCGUGGGUACCGCCACGUGGCUCAGCGUGGAGGCCAGCCUUUGGUUUCAGUCUUGCUUCAUCCGUUCCUCGUCGCUGCCACCGCUGAGCUCGACUAUUUUGAAUGUCCUUGAACCGCCAUAUUGCAGUUAUUGGCGGCGGUCUUACUGGUCUUUCCUCUGCAUUUCAUCUCUCUCGACGAUUCCCAAAUGCUCUCAUCACGCUCUUCGAAAAACACAAUCGUCUUGGUGGAUGGGUGCGAAGCGAGCGCGUCGACGUGGGUCCGUCACAGCAGAUGGUUCUAGAGGCCGGCCCUCGUACAAUACGGCCCAAUGCGAAAUCCAUUCUGGAGUUGGUCCAUCUCCUAGGCCUCAAGGACUCAUUGAUAACAGUUCCAAGAACUGCAGCGGCAGCACAAAAACGAUUUCUUUAUAUUCCUGAGGUUGGACAAAUACAAUCUCUCCCUGCGUCUCUCUCGUCUCUUGUGGUAUCACCUUUUCGAUCCAUAUUACUGCCGGCGAUUCUUCGCGAACCAUUCAGACAAGCUAACAGGGCCUGCGGCUUGACGGACGAAAACUUUGACAGUUUUAUGACUCGUCGAUUCGGGGAGGAUCUUGCUCGUACGCUCGGUAGCGCGUUGGUCCACGGCAUAUAUGCAGCGGAUUCCAGGAAGCUCAGUGUGCGAGCUGCAUUUCCUUUUCUUUGGAAGGCUGAAGAGAGAGGGUGGGGAAGCGUCGAUCUUGGAAUUCUACGUUCAUUUCAAGAGGAGGACGACGUAUCUGAAUACUUGAUGGGAGAUAUACCUGGGAAGAUGAACGGUGUAUCUGUCUUUUCUUUUCGGAACGGAAUGUCUACCCUAACAGACGCCUUGAGAAGCCACCUUAUGCAACAACCUAAUGUUCAACUCCUGGCCGAUACCUCAGUCACCUCGCUAGAUGUGAGUGAAACAGAAAUAAAGGUUAAUAAAGGCAUGCUAAAGCCUACGUAUGUUGUGUCCACCAUUCCACUGUCGGCUCUUCAAACACUUUUGCCUUCCCUGCCUCAUCUAACUGCCAAUCCAUCUUCCUCCGUAACACUCAUCAACCUCGUCUUCCCCGUACCGCCGAAUACCUUCCAUCCUCCAGGCUUUGGCUACCUCAUCCCCCGUCCCAAGGAUGACUAUUCUCUUUCCACGCCGGGUAUUCUAGGCGUCAUUUUCGACUCUUGCUCCCUUUUCUCCCAGGACACGCCGACCACCAACGAUUCCUUCACAAAAAUUACCGUUAUGCUUGGCGGUCCUCAUCCAUUGACAGAGGAGCAUAUUAAGAUCCCUGUAGUGAUUUCUCAGCUCGAGAAGCACUUUGGGACGAAGCUACCGGAUCCGGUGCUAACGAGAACUUAUCACCAUGAUAAAUGCAUACCAACCUUGACGCCGGGGCAUUUGGAUCGUAUGGCUGAAUUGAAGGAGGCAUUGAAAAGUGGCGUGUGGAGAGGAAGACUGGAGGUCAUUGGAGCUGGUGUGGGCGGUGUUAGUGUUGCAGACUGUGUUGAUGCGGGGAAAAGGGUAGGGUCUUUAUGGUAGAUGUUGACGGCAUAGUUAAAAAGAUGUAUACUAGACUUUCGUCGCCCCAUCAAUAGCUGGGUUAAUGAAUACAAAUUCCCAUCUUUAACAUUUAUUUAAUACACAGCGAACUUCUGCUUUUUCGGUUGUGAAUCGAAGUUUCUUUACAACAAAGUCCCGAAGAACC